Messenger RNA from Pogonomyrmex barbatus (red harvester ant), 2746 nucleotides. RefSeq names its product heat shock protein cognate 4 (gene Hsc70-4). Lineage: Eukaryota; Metazoa; Arthropoda; Insecta; Hymenoptera; Formicidae. Gene Ontology annotation, molecular function: ATP-dependent protein folding chaperone; ATP binding. The record is from RefSeq and is a predicted model, not a curated record.
UCAUCCUCUCCCUCUCCUUCUCGUCGGUCGAUCGAGCGACACACGGUCGCAAAGGGAAUUUUUCGGUUGGUCACACACGUGUAACUCCAGAGGAUAUAACUUUGAGAUGUCGCGCGAUCAAUAACGCGACGCGUUGCAGUCGCUUAAUUGACUCUCUUGGUGCUGCCCGGGUCGAAGAUUCUCGGCCAAUCGCGUGCCUACCAGAACGGAAUGCGACGCAGUGGUUCGUGAACUUGUGAUUUUGCGCGGAAGGAAUGUUCUAGAAGCCACGCAGGUAUAUAACAAGCCUUAGGGGCGAUGGCUCGUCACUAACGUUGCGAAUCGUGACACGAGGAACUUCUUCGCUUGUCCUAAUACAUACACAAGUUUUUACGAAGCUUCGAGCAAUUUCCUAGAGAAUCCGAAAAGAUGGCGAAGGCACCCGCAGUCGGUAUCGAUCUUGGUACAACCUACUCCUGCGUUGGCGUUUUCCAGCACGGCAAAGUUGAGAUUAUUGCCAACGAUCAGGGCAACCGUACGACACCCAGUUAUGUGGCCUUCACAGAAACUGAACGGCUCAUCGGGGACGCCGCCAAAAACCAAGUCGCCAUGAACCCCAACAACACCAUUUUCGAUGCCAAGAGAUUGAUCGGACGUCGCUUUGAGGAUCCGACCAUUCAGGCUGACAUGAAACACUGGCCCUUCACUGUGGUAAAUGAUAGUGGCAAGCCAAAGAUCCAAGUACAAUACAAAGGAGAGACGAAGACUUUCUUCCCUGAAGAAGUGAGUUCGAUGGUCUUGGUAAAGAUGAAGGAGACCGCAGAGGCAUACCUAGGCAAGACUGUCACCAAUGCUGUGAUCACCGUCCCCGCUUACUUCAACGACUCGCAGCGUCAGGCAACCAAGGACGCUGGUACCAUCUCGGGCUUGAAUGUAUUACGUAUCAUCAACGAGCCCACCGCUGCCGCGAUCGCGUACGGUCUCGACAAGAAGGCCACCGGCGAGCGGAACGUCCUGAUCUUCGAUCUUGGUGGUGGCACCUUUGAUGUAUCCAUCUUGACCAUCGAGGAUGGUAUUUUCGAGGUCAAGUCCACGGCCGGUGAUACCCACUUGGGUGGUGAGGACUUCGAUAACCGCAUGGUCAACCACUUCGUGCAGGAAUUCAAGCGCAAAUACAAGAAGGACCUGACUUCGAACAAGCGUGCCCUCCGUCGUCUGCGCACGGCCUGCGAGCGCGCCAAGCGUACUCUGUCAUCUUCCACGCAGGCCAGCAUCGAGAUCGAUUCCUUAUACGAGGGAAUAGAUUUCUAUACCUCCAUCACCAGGGCUCGUUUCGAGGAGCUCUGUGCUGAUCUCUUCCGCGGUACUCUCGAACCUGUCGAGAAGUCGUUGCGCGAUGCAAAGAUGGAUAAGGCUCAAAUCCAUGAUAUCGUCUUGGUUGGUGGCUCAACGCGCAUUCCUAAGAUACAAAAGCUUCUACAAGACUUCUUUAACGGCAAGGAGCUUAACAAAUCCAUCAAUCCUGAUGAGGCUGUGGCGUAUGGUGCGGCCGUACAAGCGGCUAUUCUGCACGGCGACAAGUCCGAAGAGGUGCAAGAUCUGCUUCUGCUCGAUGUUACUCCACUUUCUUUGGGCAUCGAGACUGCUGGUGGUGUCAUGACCGCGCUCAUCAAGAGGAACACCACCAUCCCGACGAAGCAGACUCAAACCUUUACAACUUAUGCCGACAAUCAGCCUGGCGUAUUGAUUCAAGUAUACGAGGGUGAACGCGCUAUGACUAAAGAUAACAACUUGUUGGGCAAAUUUGAGCUUAGCGGUAUUCCGCCAGCACCUCGUGGAGUUCCUCAGAUCGAAGUUACCUUUGAUAUUGACGCGAACGGUAUUCUUAAUGUCUCCGCCGUGGAUAAGUCUACUGGUAAAGAGAACAAGAUCACCAUCACCAAUGACAAAGGUCGUCUCAGCAAGGAGGAUAUCGAGAGGAUGGUAAACGAAGCUGAGAAAUACCGUAGCGAGGAUGAAAAACAAAAGGAGACGAUUGCUGCCAAAAAUGGGCUUGAGUCCUAUUGUUUCAACAUGAAGAGUACAGUCGAGGAUGAAAAGUUGAAGGACAAAAUCAGUGCGACAGACAAGCAAACGAUUCUGGAUAAAUGCAACGACAUUAUCAAGUGGCUCGACGCAAAUCAACUGGCCGACAAGGAAGAAUAUGAACAUAAACAAAAGGAACUUGAGGCCAUUUGCAACCCCAUCGUCACGAAGCUGUACCAGGGCGCAGGUGGAAUGCCCGGUGGCAUGCCAGGUGGCUUCCCUGGAGCUGGCGGAGCCGCUCCUGGAGGAACACCUAGUGGUGGCGGCGGUGCGUCUGGACCCACCAUUGAGGAAGUCGACUAAAAAGAAUCGUUCCUGUUUUUGUCCCGCCACUGCCCUUCAUCAUGGUCCUUUACCAGUGAAGAAUUACUUGCAACUAUGUGCCCUUCUUAAGGCGCGCUAAAAAAAAAAGAAAUUAGAAAAAGUUCAAAAAAAAAAACAGAAUCGACCAUUAAACAACUGUGGUUUUUGCUCUAAUCAUUCCUUUCGUAUGUACAUUUCUUUAGCGUCAUUUUUUAAUAAGUUCCUCUUUCGUCAUUUUCUAUUUUGAAAUAUAUGUAUGCUUUAUUUACUUAUUUAUUUCAUUACUGUAUAUUGUACUUACGAUUGAUUUUCAACUAGAUCCAUUGUUAAUUUUCUAUGUUCCAGAUUUCGUAAAUAUAGAGCGAUUACCAAAAUAAAA